AUGUUACUACAACACCUUAUAUUUUGGACAAUACUUCUUACUUUAAACCUCGUAAUAAACUGCAAAAAGGCACGACAAUCCGCAGGUAAAGGAGCAGCACCACCCUCUAAAGAGAAAAAAACGGAUAAGACGGAUAAGAAUAAGGAAUCAGGAAAAGAAACUGACAAGGAUAAAGACAAAGAUAAAGAGAAGGAUAAGGAUAAAGAUAAUGAUAAAGACAAGGAAAAAGAUAAGGACAAAGGCAAAGAGAAAAAGGAAGGAUCUGAUAAAACUGAAAAAGUAGAGAAGAAAGAAGAUAAAAAAGAGGAAGAAGGAGAUGACGAAGAUAAGGAGCGAGAAGAAAGAAAGAAACGAAGGAAGGACAAAGAGGACAAGGCAAAGAAGGAAAGAGAAGUUAUGAUUAAGGAAGCACUCGACAAAGGUAAUUUGCGUCCUGCUGAUGACAACGAGACAAUCAACGAAUGUGUUAGCGACUGGAAUGGGCCGGUGGCAAAACGAAAGAUCUAA
Molecule: messenger RNA, 507 nt
Organism: Necator americanus (New World hookworm)
Lineage: Eukaryota; Metazoa; Nematoda; Chromadorea; Rhabditida; Ancylostomatidae
Exons: 7
Coding region: 1-507 (168 amino acids)
Source: RefSeq, a predicted model, not a curated record